Molecule: messenger RNA, 1084 nt
Organism: Salvia miltiorrhiza (redroot sage)
Lineage: Eukaryota; Viridiplantae; Streptophyta; Magnoliopsida; Lamiales; Lamiaceae
Product: GATA transcription factor 15-like
Exons: 3
Coding region: 432-917 (161 amino acids)
Biological process (GO): regulation of DNA-templated transcription
Molecular function (GO): zinc ion binding; sequence-specific DNA binding
Source: RefSeq, a predicted model, not a curated record
UUAUUUUUCACAAUCGCCCCCCAAACCGCACUUUCUCUCUCUAGAAUUCCUGCUUGUCGGUUUUCCCUCUCAUCUCAAUCUAGCCUAAUUCAUCCUCACUUCCAACCUUUCAAAAACCCUACUCCCCUCCUUUUCUCCUGCACAUGUGCGUGUAGAGGUAGAGAGAGAAAGCUGUAGUUCUGGGGUUUCGCUUGGUCAAGUUGAGUUCAGUUCAGUGAAGAGAGAUUUUUUACUUCGAUCGUAGCUUGCGAUCAUAUUUUGAUCUGGUGUUUAAGAGAGUUAAUCGCCACUUAAAGUUCGUUUCGAGCUCUACUUUUCUCGAAUCAUCGCGUUUCCGAGGUGUGAUCUCCGUAGUUCUGGUUUGAUCAGCUUCGUCACUCCACGGUUUGAUCCAUUAAUUCGUUUCAGAUCUUUGAUCACAGUGCAAGGCAAUGAUGGAUCUGAGUGAUAAAGGAUCGGAGUGUGAAGAAAUGAGUAGCCAAACACCUACUCCCGAUAGGGUUUCAUCUGACGGCUCAAAUGUGAAGACAUGUGUCGAUUGUGGUACCUCCAAAACCCCACUAUGGCGCGGUGGUCCAGCUGGGCCCAAGUCGCUCUGCAACGCAUGUGGAAUUCGCAGCAGGAAGAAGAGGAGGGCAUUAAUGGGAGUUGCCAAGGAGGAGAAGAAAACCAAGAAAUCUACCAAAAAUAUAGUUAGCCAUCAGAGCCACAGCAGCAACAACAGUUGUACCAGCAGCAGCGGCGAUAGUACCCCCGGGAAAAUUGGGGAUUCCUUGAAGAAGAAAUUGUGGGCAUUUGGUAGAGACGUAGCGUUGCAGAGACCAAGAUCGAAUACGAAUAGGAGGAGGAAAAUGGGAGAGGAAGAGCAAGCUGCAUUUCUCUUGAUGGCUUUGUCGUGUGGGUCGGUUUAUGCUUAGGGGUGUUGAACCUAGUGCUCUAGUUGUUGUACAACUCUUCCCUCUUUUUUGCCCCUUGGUUUUCGAGAGUGAGAUAGAGGGCUCAAAUGGGCUUUUUCGGAAUGUAACCCCUUCGAGAGCAUAAUAUCGAAAUUUGUUCUAAUUUAAUUUUGCUUAUAAUUCGCUUA